Penicillium waksmanii is the source of this 954-nucleotide messenger RNA. RefSeq names its product class I SAM-dependent methyltransferase. The record is from RefSeq and is a predicted model, not a curated record. Gene Ontology annotation, molecular function: methyltransferase activity. Bases 1 to 954 code for a protein of 317 amino acids. Lineage: Eukaryota; Fungi; Ascomycota; Eurotiomycetes; Eurotiales; Aspergillaceae. The transcript has 9 exons.
AUGUCGGACAAAAUUACCAUUGACCCCGAUUUCUACACCCUGACGAAGGAUUGGGAGCCCGUUGACUUCGAGUCGGAAACUACAUCUCUUGCGUCGACGAUUGCAAGAGUCUUCAGUCACCUCAUGUUUCUUUUGCUAGAGUACCAGGAGAAAUGUCCUCUUCAUCGAGCUCCUCUACCAAAAUCUCCCAAGCAUAUCCUAGACAUUGGCACCGGCAAAGGCACCUGGGCUAUCGACAUCGCUGAUCAAUAUCCGUCGGCGACUGUCCGUGGUGUUGAUAUUUUCCCACCCCCCGUGACUUGGAUGCCACCAAACUGUAUAUUCGAAGUAGACGACAUCUUACGUGAAUGGACGUGGGAAAAGCCAUUUGACUUCAUUCACCUUCGCUUGAUGCUGGGAGCAUUUACACCCGAAGGGUGGCAGCAAGUUUACAGGCAGUGCUAUGAGUCUCUUGCUCCAGGUUGCUGGAUUGAGCAGAUCGAACUAGACGUCCGAGUGUAUAGUGACGAUGGUUCCAUGAAGAGCGAUAGCUAUUUAGCUGGCUGGGGUGAUAACUUUAUUGGUUGCUCUGAGCGAGCCGGUCGCUCGCUCCUAACACAGGAGACAAUGCGAUCUUCCAUGGAGAAGGCUGGGUUCGUUGAUACUCACGAAAAGCUUUACAAGAUCCCUCUGGGUCCCUGGCCAAAGGACAAAAUACUUAAGGAAGUUGGUCAACUUCAAUACCUCCAUUGGACUGCUGCUCUGGAAGGCUGGGCUCUCUGGCUGCUCACUAAGUUUGGAGCGCCCUCCCCGUGGAGCAAUGAGGAGGUUCAGGUCUACCUAGCCAAUGUCAGAUCCGAAUUGAGGAAUCCCCGCAUUCAUGCCUAUGAACUCGCUCGCAGAGUCUGGGCCAGAAAGCCAACUGAGGAGGAGCUUCGAACGCGCCCCGAGGUCAAACAGAGCCCCGAUGAAUAG